Molecule: messenger RNA, 2522 nt
Organism: Rhododendron vialii
Lineage: Eukaryota; Viridiplantae; Streptophyta; Magnoliopsida; Ericales; Ericaceae
Product: mitochondrial aspartate-glutamate transporter AGC1-like
Exons: 8
Coding region: 864-2000 (378 amino acids)
Biological process (GO): transport
Molecular function (GO): transmembrane transporter activity
Source: RefSeq, a predicted model, not a curated record
GAUGGACAAAAUAAAGGAGAGAGAAGAAAAGAAAGGGUUGUAUUUUUUUUACCAAUAUAGCCUUCCCUUUUAUUCCAAUUUCCAGCCUUCCGUUUAUACGUACAAGUCUUCUUGAAAAAAAAAAACCCUCACAGUCCUCUCUCCGUCACCGCCCCACGAUCACCACCAUCCCUCCCACCGAUCGUCUCCCUUAAACAAAAAAUACUCACAGCCCUCGUCUUCCUCAUAGUUGUCUCCCCCUGGCUCCUCUUCCUCCUCCUCUUCUUUCUUCAAAAAAAAAAAAAAACCUCACAGCCCUAGAUCCACUGGAUUGCAGCAGUGACGGUGGGCGAAGGACACGAGGUGGUGAUGCGGGGGGGGCGGAGGAGGGGUAAAAAGGGGAUCUUCUCUCUUUCUCACAGAAUCUCGCCAAUAUUGGUGAGAAACGAAAUGGGGGUUUGAAGAGGUUCUGCUCUCUCACCCUCUCCCACCUGUUUCUCAACUUCUUGUCCAGCCAAACGUGCAGAGAAAGCUCUCUCCCUCAAUUUGUUUCUUCUCUCUCAAACUCCCUCCAUCCAAACGAGCUGUUAGUAUUUUUCUUCUUUUUAAAGUGUGCUGACUCAGCACAUUUGUGUGGGUUGGUUGUGGCAAAUCUUUGUGUAAGAGGGCAAUACCGCAAUAUCGACUUGCACAUAAAAAGGAAAACUAUACCCUACCAAACAAGCCGGGCCGGGCACGUAGACGGCUGGGCAAAUUCAUCUGUCUGUUUAGCUGACUACUAGCCCACCAACUGUUUGAAAAAAUGCCAACUCUGUUUUAAGUGAUUACUAGCUGUUGGAAAGCCACCACCAAUUCCGUCAUCGGGAUAGUUUCAGGUCGUUCUGAUGGAUGAGUUGUUGAAGAAUCAGGUUUUUGCUACCCAUGCAAUUGCAGCAGCAGGAUCAGUUGCAUUUGGCACUGCCCUCACAUACCCCCUAGAUACUAUCAAAGUUCUUAUACAGGUAGGGUCGGGUUCCAAUAAGCAAUUGACUGCAGCUCAGGUUCUUGAUAGAGUUAAAAGUUUGUCAGGAAGUUCAGGUCUGUACAGUGGUUUUGGGUGGUUGACCUUGGGGAGGAUUUUAGGUGUUGGCGGUCGCUUUGGUACUUGUGAAAUUUUGACAGCUUUUUAUAAAGAUGGUCGAGAAGACAAUCAUGUGCAUGUCUCUGAGGCCCUUAUGGCAGGAAUUGCAGCUGGUGCCUUGGAAUCACUCAUAACCUCUCCAUUUGAACUUAUUAAACUUCGUGCGCAAGUGACUUCGGCUUCUCGAAUUCCAACUUCCACCACUGUUACGGAAAGAAUAUCUUUUUCACCUUUGCUUGCAAGGUUACUACCGGGAUACUUUCCGGAUAUGAAGGCUUUGAACCAUUCUGUGGGCCUUUUGUCCACCCUGACAACCAAACAUCCCAAUAUGGUUGGUGCCCUAAAAGAGUACCCAUGGAUGAUGACCGGAUCUGGGAGGCCACCAUCUGUCUGUGAUGUUAGAAGGCCAUCAGACAUAAUCUCUUUGGAAGGAUGGGGUGCUUUGUGGAGAGGUCUCCGGUCCGGGGUAGUUCGGGACUCCAUUUUUGGUGGUAUAUUCUUUGCAAGUUGGCAAUUUUUACAUCAAGCGAUGCUUGACUGGAAGGCUGUGAAUAUGGAUCCUCCACCCAGGUACGAUGGGGAAAUUGGUCCAUUGUCUCCUCUAGCUGUUAGUCUUGCAGCAGGCUUUUCCGGAUCAGUUGCUGCAGCUGCAUCUCAUUGUUUUGACACUGCAAGAAGUAGAUCACAAUGUAUUGUGUUGCCCAAGUAUGUAGCCAUGGAGAGGAAGCUUCUCAGAUGGAAUCGACUGGGGAAGAGGUUUGAGAGACUAACUGGAAUCCAUCCUGCGGAUAGGAAUAUUUUAUUCCGUGGCAUUUGGCCGCGGAUGGCUCGUAGUGGAAUUGGAUCAUUUGUCAUUGUAGGAAGUUACUUCUUGGGUAUUGAUCAUCUGGCAUCGAAAUGAGUGAUUUCAUAGUGUACGGACACACACUCUCUCUCCCCCCCCCCCCCCCCCCCAGCUCCGCGGCUCGUAGUGGAAUUGGAUCAUUUGUCAUUGUAGGAAGUUACUUCUUGGGUAUUGAUCAUCUGGCAUCGAAAUUGGUGAUUUCAUAGUGUACGGACACACUCUCUCUCGCCCCCCCCCCCCACAGCUCUUUUCAAUACAAGGUCAAGAGUUCAAAUCUUUUUUCCCAGUAUGCAGGCUCUCUCUUUGUUUAGAGUGGUACUUGUGAUUGUCGGGCUUGUUGAACUUUUUGUAGAAGGCAACACGGAAUACGAUGAAUCCGCUGUCCCAACCAAUCUAAGCUUUAAGUCUUAAUUAGUUGGGGUUGGCUACAUGAAUCUAUUUUUUCCUUUAUGUCCUUAUUUGUUGAAAUGUCCUGUAAUCCUAUUUUAUAUACUCACUCCUGAUGUAUAAGUUCUCACUUUUUGAGGUUGGGGGGAAAAUUGCCCUAUUUUGGCCAAGCAGCUGAGGGUGGAUUUAUCA